AUGGAGGUCGACUUGGACAACACCACGGACGACCAAAUAUUGGCCGACGCUAUGGCCAAGGCGAAGAUGGUCAAUAAAACAGCAUCUCCGCCCGGUCGCGCAGUGCUGCAGUUACUGCAGUCGCCACCGCCACCGCCGCCACCGGGGCCUUCGCCGCCGCCACCGGGGCCUUCGUCGUUGCUACCGGGGCCUCCGCCGCCGCCACCGGGACCUUCGCCGCCGUCACCGGGGCCAAAGGAAAACAAUCCGUCGCCGUCGUCUUCGACGACUAAUAGACCGUGUAAGUCUGAAAUUCGCGUAAACUACACGACGGUCUCGCUGUGCGCGGUUCUACCUGCGCUUACUCAAGGUGGUAUCGAGCUGGGCGCGGGCGGAAGGCGGAUCGCGGCGGUAGCCACAAUCGUGGCCGUGGCCGUGGCCGUGGCCGUGGCCGUGGCCGUGGCCGUGGAGGAUUUCCAAUGA
Messenger RNA from Vollenhovia emeryi, 462 nucleotides. Its product is annotated as sulfated surface glycoprotein 185-like. The record is from RefSeq and is a predicted model, not a curated record. The coding region runs from base 1 to 462 and encodes 153 amino acids. The transcript has 3 exons. NCBI's taxonomy places the organism in Eukaryota, Metazoa, Arthropoda, Insecta, Hymenoptera, Formicidae.